AUGAGUGGUGGCAGCUUUCAAUCUUCAGUAACUCAGCUGCUGCAUCGUCAGACAAACUCGCAGCAACAUGGCCGACGAUACACGUUUGCAGCUACCAUAGCAAAUCGUUUUUUUUCGGACAAUUCGCUUGAUCGACAAAAUCGAGUCGUGGAAUGUGCAAAAAGAAGACAAGCUCGAGCACGAGACCGAGCACUACAGCAGGCUUGCCGAGUUAAAAAGCUCGAGGUCGAGUUUGCAGAAGCCGAACGAGUGAAGUCCUUAAAAGAAGAACGUGAGGUUUCACGUAUGAGGCGGAAAUUGGAGCACGUCGCAGCCGCGUACCUUCAGUAUAUUUGGCGACGCUAUUGUCAGCUUAAGAGAGAAGCGAAUGUUCGAAAGACUCGAGCUGAACGCUUACUGGUCGAUUUCUUUUCGUAUCGAAGUUUCCGACGAAAAUCAGUUCGUCGUCAAGCUUCGUUCCAAAUCCAGAAACGAUAUCGCGAAUAUCGGAUCAUUCAGCGAACAAAGCUUGGCUUUGCUGUCUUGGCAUCAACACUUCUUCCACUUAUCCGCAAACGUCGAGCUCGACGACAUCAGAAUGCUGUCAAACUCCAGUCUUGGUAUCGCCAGCAACACAUUCAGAAACGUGAGAACUCAGUGCGAAUCAUCCAGCGUGCGUGGCGAAUAUCCGUUUCGAAAGCAAAACUCUGCUACUUUUCAAGAGCUUAUCAUCACUUGACGAAUCUAAGGCGACUUGAACGCUCUGCAUGUGUUAUCCAGCGAACUUUAGGCAAGAGCUUUGUACAACGUCGACUCCUCUGUUUGGAUGAAUUUCGUGAAUACCCAUGCAUAAUGACAGCUCCAUGGCCGCCAAUUCGACCCGCGGAAGAGCAGGGUCAAGAGUUUUGGCUGCAUAAAGUUCAGUUGCUUCAAGCCGCAAUAGCAGAGCGGAAGCGAUUGGCAAAAGAGGAGACUUCUUCACAAGUGGAUAUUCAAGAUCUCCAACAAAAUGUAGCAGAAGCCAAGACUCGAUUAAGGGAUGAAAGUGACCGUUACUAUCGUCAUGCAAUUUUAGAGGAGCAUCGACGACAGAAAGAGGAAGAAGCAAAGGAACUGCGAAUGCAUGAAUUAGAAGGCACGAUGCGAAAAGCGAUUCGACUGGAGCUUGAGCAUGAGCUCGAGACUGCUCGUCGUCUUAUGAUGAAGAACGAGUUGAAGGAACUUAAUUUACAAGACCUGCUGGAGGCUUUCAUAGGAUUGCAAACUGCGACGUCUGUAGAAGACUUUCGUGCUCAGUUCGUAGUGAUUAACGAAGGUGCUCUGAAUGACAUCCAACGGAAACGCUGGAAAUUUCUAGAAGAUGCGUGUUUCAAUGUGCUGCGAAACGUCUUUAAGCUUCAAAUAAAUAAUGGAGAAGACAAUCUAGGCAAUUUGGACAGUCAGAAGCUCUUCAGUGAACAUCAAAUUGACCUCUGCCUUCAAUUUCUCGAGCCAUUGAUCGACUCGACAGCUCACAUCGUUGGUGCCUUGGACGACGAGCAAGAGGCAGCCGGUCAACGAGGGGUUCUCGUUGCUGCACUUUUAUAUCUCUUUGAAAAGGCUCCACAGCGAAAAGACAUCAAUUUACGAUUGAUACCGAACGUACUAAAGUGUGGCGUAGACAUUCACGUUUUCGUCUCCACGCUACGCUUUCGAGAAGAGUUAGUUGAAUGUCAAGAGAAGUUGUUGCCACUACACGAUAGUGACUCGGAAGAUUCGGAAGUGGAGGAUGGUGAAGAUAAAUUAGAAUUGACGAAAGGAUUCAAAAAUGAUGAUUUUCGGUGGAUUUCCGAGCGAGUGGCCGAAAAAUGGGGAUUUUUACGCUAUCGAUACUUUUUAGCAACAUAUGGACAGGAGUAUGCAUUUACCGCAUGGUCUUCCUCUGGUGUUGCAAGUUUAGUUCAUGCGAUGCUUACUGAGGAGAUGUUUGAAAAUGCAUUAUCAGCGAUUGUGUCACCACUCUCGUGGUUGUUUCUUCUGGCUUCAUAUGCACAUUGUUUGAUCAAAUCGAACGAUCAACAGGAACGCUUCCGUGGCCUGGAAUUAUUGCGCGUUGCCAUUAAUCUUAGUCCCGAAGGGAAAUUGGCGUUUAAAAUAAAUGACGCAAUGAUAACGAAACAUCUACCGUUUCGAGAACAAGCGGCAGUAUUUUGUGAUCGGGAUUGGAUCUCUCCCUUGAUUCAGGUGAUAACAAAUGCGAUGGUGUCGUUCCCUGAAGCCAGUCAUCGAUCAGCAGCACUUGCAGUAUUGAAAGGAUUGGUCUUGAGGCUCGUUAUUGAUGAUCGCUUCUGGAUACUUCGAGAUUUGAUUAUCGAGUGCCCGUAUGGAAACGUUGCAGCUAUCUUAAUGGAUUUCGUGCGCAAUGAUACAGUGCAGGCGUGGUCCUCAAUCUAUACGCUUUCACAGUCACCAUUUAAAACGUCAGCUAUCUGUUCACUGCUAUACAAAACGCUAGCUCAAGCUGCCGAGCGUGAUCUUGUGCUACAAGCUGAUUUAAUUGCAAGCACUUUGAGUCUUCUUCGGUUUUUAUACAUUCGAGAUAAGGACAAUACCACUGGUCUCCGAAGUAUCUCAAAUGAUCGCGAUAUCAGCCAAGUGAUGACGCGGAUCAACAAACGCCUACAUUUGACGAUUCAAGAAUCGGCAAAAAGCAUCGAGUCCGACUCCUUUCACAGAGAUUUUGCGCAACUUCUGAUCUUGGAAGCAUCGCUUGCUUCGACACUUGAGCAAUUUAAAAUUUAA
Plasmopara halstedii is the source of this 2760-nucleotide messenger RNA. RefSeq names its product YAP-binding/Alf4/Glomulin. Lineage: Eukaryota; Oomycota; Peronosporomycetes; Peronosporales; Peronosporaceae. The record is from RefSeq and is a predicted model, not a curated record. Gene Ontology annotation, cellular component: cytoplasm. Gene Ontology annotation, molecular function: ubiquitin-protein transferase inhibitor activity. The transcript has 11 exons. Bases 1 to 2760 code for a protein of 919 amino acids.